Oncorhynchus masou masou (cherry salmon) is the source of this 13715-nucleotide messenger RNA. Its product is annotated as plexin domain-containing protein 2-like. The transcript has 14 exons. Lineage: Eukaryota; Metazoa; Chordata; Actinopteri; Salmoniformes; Salmonidae. The coding region runs from base 420 to 2051 and encodes 543 amino acids. The record is from RefSeq and is a predicted model, not a curated record.
CCUCUCUGAGAACCCAACUCACAUUGCACCUCUUCUUUCCCGGGUAGGAAUGAGACCUAUGUGUGUGGAGCUGGGAUGACCCCAAUAUUCUGAACCGUUUUGCUUUUUUUUGUGGUGGCCCGGGACCUUCUUGGACCAUAUGCGCGCAUUCACGCAUAUCUUCACUCACUCACUUACUCACUCAUUCACUCACGCACACACACACACACACACACACACAAACAAAACACCACACAUCAUAUUCCGCGUCUGCAAACCAACGAACAGCGCAGACAGGUUUUGCUCUGCGAUAGGCUGUCUUGCCGACUACACUCGAGAAGAGUUACGGAGUGUAGUCGACUUAUCCCUACGAUUUUUGGUGUAUGAAAAAAUAAACAUUCUUUAAAGAGGAGCAGUGCAAUCAAUCGUGGAUCUCGGAUAUGGCAGGUGUGAAGACAUUCGACCUUGUUGUUGGAGUUGUUUUAGUUUUUCUGUCUCUUGGAAAUGCGUUUCACGAGCCCGGACAGGACCCGACAAACGGGGACUCCUACUCUUACGUGCUAGGGCAGCCUCUGGCUAAGGAGGACAUGGCGGUUGAUGUGAAGCUGUACAGUCAUCGGUGGAGGAGGUGGCUGUCCCCAGAACAGCCACGUAACAGGGACAGCAACAGGGCCAGCCAGGACCAAGAGCAGGGUCAGGAUCAGGGUCAAGACCAACCUGAUGGGGGUUUCCCAGGCCUGCUCUCAGCAGAGGACAGCCAGGACACUGACAACAGCUCCCAGAUAGAGGAGGACACAGAUCACAACUACUACACAUCGAAGACCUACGGCCCCACGGACCCCAUGAGCAAAGACUUGUGGGUAAACGUUGACCAGAUGGACAAGGACAAGGUGAAGAUCCAUGGCAUCCUGUCCAACACUCACAGGCAAGCUGCGAGAGUAAAUCUUUCCUUCGAUUUUCCCUUCUAUGGACAUUUCCUGCGUGAUCUCACCGUGGCAACUGGUGGGUUCAUCUACACAGGGGACGUGGUCCACAGAAUGCUGACGGCCACCCAGUACAUCGCCCCCCUCAUGGCCAACUUUGACCCGAGUGUCUCCAGGAACUCAACCGUCAUCUACUUCGACAAUGGCACUGCUCUGGUGGUCCAGUGGGAUCAUGUCCACCUGCAAGACAACUACAACCUGGGUAGCUUCACCUUCCAGGCCACACUGCACAGCGACGGCAGGAUUGUCUUCGCCUACAAAGAGAUUCCAAUGGAGGUGGCCCAGAUCAGCUCCGUCAAUCACCCGGUGAAAGUGGGCCUCUCCGAUGCCUUUGUGGUGGUCCACAGGAUCCAGCAGAUACCCAAUGUUCGUCGGAGAACGAUCUAUGAGUACCAUCGUGUGGAGCUGACAAAGACCAAAAUCACCAACUCUACAGCAGUGGAGAUGAUGCCUCUACCGACGUGUCUCCAGUUCACCAGCUGUGACAGCUGCAUCUCCUCCCAGAUCAACUUCAACUGCAGCUGGUGCCACCUCCUUCGCAGGUGUUCCAGUGGGUUUGACCGCCAUCGGCAGGACUGGGUUGAUAACAGCUGUCCUGAUGAGACCAAAGACAAAAGCUGUGAUAUCAUCAGCACCACACAACUCGAUCCAUUCAUCACCACGUUAGUUGCCAAAACAACAGGCCAGAGCAGAAGCCGAGGAGAGACCACCACAGCCGGAGCAUCCUCGUCCACAUCCCGACCCCCAACCAGCGUCCCCACUGAAGAUGACACCAAGAUUGCUCUGCAUCUUAAAGACAAUGGAGCGAUGCCAAAGGAGAGUGCUGCGGAGAGGAAGGACACACACCCACUGCACACCGGCCUGAUCCUGGGCAUUCUCGUGGUCUUGCUCAUUAUGGCAGCCGCAGUCCUGGUCACUGUCUACAUCUACCACCACCCUACAUCAGCCGCAAGCCUCUUCUUCAUCGAGAGACGUCCCAGCAGGUGGCCGGCCAUGAAGUUCCGUCGAGGGUCGGGUCACCCGGCCUACGCGGAGGUGGAGCCCGUGGGCCAGGAGAAGGAGGGCUUUAUUGAGUCUGAGCAGUGCUAAGGGGCAUGCACUGCUCCCCCCCCCAAUGCGACUGAUUGACGCUGGUCUCUUGUUUUGUCGAUUCAAACGCUCACUGUCAAUAUUGUGAAAUGAGAUGAGAAAAUCAUGGUGGUGUCACUUUGAAAUCCCCAUGCUUUUUUUCUGGUGGUCUGAGAGUAAGGCCUUGUGUUUGGUGGACUACCACGGUGAACCUUCAAACCUGGCUUGUUCAACAGAGAGCUGAUCUGAGAGCUGCUGAGGGAGGGUCACUGCCAGAGGGACUGUGCUGUGGGAAAACCUUAAACUGAUCUCAAGUCAGUUCUUCAGUCCAAGCCCAAAGUCUUCGAACACUUCACACUCACGGUGGUGAACGUGACUGACUUCUUGGGGACAGAGUGAACGUAACGGUGUCAUUGAGUGGGUUGUACAGUGUGACUGCCCUACACUGGUGGUGUGUGAUGUGAGGGGGGAGUAGUAGGAAGAAUUAUACAGUAUAUUUUUCAGAAAGAAUACAGAGUAUGUGAACAGAGAUCUUGACUUUAAAUGUUGGUGAGGCUAUAUAGGCCUUUAUAUAUCCUUUGAGGUUUUGCUAAUUUACUGUUCCAUGUUGGGGGUUUUUCUGUUGCUUUUUUAACUGGGGUUUUAUUAUUCCUAAUCAGUGAGGGGAUUGUCUUGCUUUCCACUACCAUAAUAAGGCUUCUUUACCGUAGCUUUGUACUUCAUAGCGUGGUUCAAUAGUGUGAUAUGCUCCUGCUACUGCCCCUCAUCCCACCCAGGAGUAGUAGACUUUUGUUGGUAUCUCUUUUUUUACAUAAAGUUUGUUUCAAUUUUUUAAACGUUUUUUUUUUUUUCAUUGAUUUCAGUACUGCCGUGCCAUUCUUUCCCUGACUGGAGUUUGCUCAACAUUCUUUCCCUGACUGGAGUUUGCUCAACAUUCUUUCCCUGACUGGAGUUUGCUCAACAUACUUUCCCUGACUGGAGUUUGCUCAACAUACUUUCCCUGACUGGAGUUUGCUCAACAUUCUUUGCACAAAGUUUUUCAUGCACAUACAUCUUUAUUUCAUUUGGUACAAUUGCAAAAUUGCGAGACAGGCGCUUUGUGAGUGUGUGUGGUUGUGUGUAUAGAUGGUCUAAACGUGUGUGUGUGUGUGUGUGUGUGUGUGUGUGUGUGUGUGUGUGUGUGUGUGUGUGUGUGUGUGUGUGUGUGUGUGUGUGUGUGUGUGUGUGUGUGUGUGGUUUUUGUGUGAUUGGAUAUCAACCUGCUUGUGGGUGGGUCAGUUUGAGCUGGGUCUGUGUAAUUGAUGCUGAGUGGUUGACCAGAGGUACUUUUACAUAAUUUUAUUAUAAAUUUGGGACAUACCUGGCUUGAGUUUGCCUGGGUUUUGAUUUUAUGUGUACAAUGUGGUUUUCAAGUAGUUUGACCUAAGGGCGUCAAUUGGGUAUGGCAGUCCCCAUACCCUAGCUCAAUACUAACAAUUUAAAAUAGGCUACUAAAAUCAUUCCAAUCCCGAUUUACAAGACAAAUGCAGUUUAGCAGUAUUAGCGGGGUGGCUUUAGGACCAAACAUCCAUCGGAACGGGAUGGUGAACAGCACAACAUUUAUUUUAAAACAGUGUAGAGGUAGAAGAUUGCUGUAGAUGGCUAAGAUGCUAGGUAACUGUCGUUUGACUUGGAAUGAAAUUAGUUUUUAAUCCCACAUCUGAGCUAGGGCAUCGCAGCUAAUUGCUGUAUGACGUGUUUGAGGUAAAUUUAAUUUUUGCUGUUCUCCAAAUAGCAUUUCUUACUUUUUAAAUUGUGUAGAAAUGCAUUAAAUAAGCUUAAAAAUGUAUGAAAAUUGCUUGGAAUCACCCUCUCCCCGUCACUUUGCCUUACCCUAUGUUUGCCAUACCUUAGAGUGGCAGAGAGGUCUAAGUCACUACACACCCUAAUUCGAUCCCAGGCUAUAUCACAACCAUUCAUGAUAGGGAGUCCCAUAGGGUGGCGAACAAUUUGCCCAGCGCCGUCCGGGUUAGGGGAGGGUUUGCCCGGGCUAGGCCGUCAUUGUAAAUAAGAAUUUGUUCUUAACGGAAUUGCCUCGUUAAAUAAAAGAUGUAAAAAGCUGAAAUGAUGACCCUGGUUUGACCUGCUGCUGAAUCGGAUCUUGUACAGGACUGGAAAAUAUGUCUUACUGUUCUAUGGAGUAAGAAAUCUGCCAAAAUGUUAAACGAAUGUAACAUUAGAAUCGUAAAUCACUUUGGGGAGAUUUUUGGCAGAUAUCUAACCCCAUACUGUUCCAGCUCUUGUUCUAUAUUAAUGGAUGUCAUUUAACCCUAGCAUAGCAUAGUGCCUUCACAAAGCAUUCACACGCCUUGACUUUUUCCACAUUUUGUUGUGUUUCAGCCUAAAUUUAAAAUGCAUUAAAUUGAGAUUUUGUGUCACUGGCCUACACACAAUACCCCAUAAUGUCAAAGUUGGAAAUAUGUUUUUCGAAAUGUAAUUACAAAUGAAUUAAAAAUGAAAAGUUGAAAUGUUUUGAGUCAAUAAGUAUUCAACCCCUUUUGUUAUGGCAAGCCUAAAUAAGUUCAGGAGUAAAAAUGUGCUUAACAAGUCAAAUAAUCCGUUGCAUGGACUCACACUUUGUGCAAUAAUAGUAUUUAAUGACUACCUCAUCUCUGUACCCCACACAUACAAUUAUCUGUAAGGUCCUUCAAUCGAGCAGUGAAUUUCAAACACAGAUUCAACCCCAGAGACCAUAGAAGUUUUCCAAUACCUCGCAAAAAAAGAUCACCUAUUGGUAGAUGAAAAAAUUAAAUAAUGUUGAUUAUCCCUUUGAAGUUAUUAAUUACACUUCGGAUGGUGAAUCAAUACACCAGUCACUACAAAGAUACAGGUGUCUUUCCUAAUUCAGAUGCCGGAGAGGAAGGAAACCGCUCAGGGAUUUCACCAUGAGGCCAGUGGUGAUUUUAAAACAGUGUGUGAUAGGAGUGAUAGGAGAAAACUGAGGAUGGAUCAACAACAUUGUAGUUUCUCCACAAUACUAACAUAAAUGACAGAGUGAAAAGAAGGAAGCCUGUACACAAUACAAAUAUAACAAAAUAUAAAAAUAAAGUAAAACUGCAAAAAAUGUGGCAAAUAAAUAAACUUCAUGUCUGUCCUGACUACAAAGCAUUAUGUUUGGGACAAAUCCAACACAUCAAUGAGUACCACUCUCAUAUGUUCAAGCAUGGUGGUGGCUGCAUCAUGUUAUGAGUAUGCUUGUCAUCGACAAGGACAAGGGAGUUUUUUUUAGGAUAAAAAUAAAUGAAAUAGAGCUAAGCACAGGCUGAAUCCUAAAGGAAAACCUGGUUCUGUCUGCUAUCAAACAGACACUGGAAGACAAAUUCACCUUUCAGCAGGACAAUAACCCAAAACAAAAGGCCAAAUAUACUCUGGAGUUGCUUACCAAGACGUAAUUGAAUGAUCCUGAGUGGCUUAGUUAUAGUUUUGUCUUAAAUCGGAUUGAACAUCUAUGGCAAGACUUGAAAAUGACUGUCUAGCAUUGAUGAACAGCAAACUUGACAAAGCUUGAAGAGUGAUGCACAGAAAUGGUACAAUCCCGCUGUAAUCGCUGCCAAAAGGUGAUUCUAACAUAUAUUGACUCAGGGGUGUGAAGUAUAUAGAGUACCAGUCAAAAGUUUGGACACACCUAUUCAUUCAAAAGGUUUAUUUUUUAUUUUACUCUUUUCUACAUAGUAGAAUAAUAGUGAAUACCUCGAAACUAUGAAAUAACACAUAUGGAAUCAUGUAGUAACCAAAAAAAGUGUUAAACAAAUCAAAAUAUAUGUUAUAUUUGAGAUUCUUCAAAAGUAGCCACUCUUUGCCUUGAUGAAAGCUUUCCACACUAUUGGCAUUCUCUCAACCAGCUUUAUGAGGUAGUCACAUGGAAUGCUUUUCAACAGUCUCACAUGCUGAGCACUUGUUCGCUGCUUUUCAUUCAAUCCGCAGUCCAACAUACACACUAUACACACAUAUGCACAUAGAUUUAGUACUGUAGACAUGUGGUAGUGGUGGAGUAGGGGCCUGAAGGCACACAGUAUGUUGUGAAAUCUGUGAAUGUAUUGUAAUGUUUUUAAAAUUGUAUAAACUGCCUUAAUUUUGCUGGAACCCAGGAAGAGUAGCUGCUGCCUUGGCAUUGCAGACCAACUCAUCCUAAACCAUCUCAAUUGGGUUGAGUUCGGAUGAUUGUGGAGGCCAGGCCAUCUGAAGCAGCACUCCGCCACUCUCCUUCUUGGUCAAAUAGCACUUACACAGCCUGGAGGUGUGUUUUGGGUCAUUGUCCUAUUGAAAAACAAAUGAUAGUCCCACUAACACAAACCAGAUGGAAUGCUGUAUUGCUGCAGAAUGCUGUGGUAGCCAUGUUGGUUAGAUUGCCUUCAAUUCUAAAUAAAUCACUGACAGUGUCACCAGAAAAGCACCCCCACACCAUAACACAAACUCCUCCAUGCUUCACGGUGGGAACCACACAUGCGGAGAUCAUCCGUUCACCUACUCUGCGUCUCACAAAGACACGCUGGUUGGAACCACAAAUCUCAAAUUUGCACUCAUCAGACCAAAAGGAUAGAUUUCCACCAGUCUAAUGUCCUUUGCUCGUGUUUCUUGGCCCAAGCAACUCUCUUCUUCUUAUUGAUGUCCUUUAGUAGUGGUUUCUUUGUAGCAAUUCGACCAUGAAGGCCUGAUUCACACAAUCUCCUCUAAACAGUUGAUGUUGAGUUGAGUGAAUGUUACUUGAACUCUGUGAAGCAUUUAUUAGGGCUGCAAUCUGAGGUGUAGUUAAUUGCAGAUUUCUGAGGCUGGUAACUAAUGAAUUUAUCCUCUGCAGCAGAGGUAACUCUGGUACUUCCUUUCCUGUGGCGAUCCUCAUGAGAGCCAGUUUCAUCAUAGCGCUUGAUGGUUUUUGUGACUGCACUUUGAAAGUUUUUAAAACUUUCCAGAUUGACUGACCUUCAUGUCUUAAAGUAAUGAUGGACUGUUGUUUAUAUUUGCUUAUUUGAGCUGUUCUUGUCAUAAUAUGGACUUGGUCUUUUACCAAAUAGAGAAUGCCAAGAGUGUGCAAAGCUGCCAUCAAGGCAAAGGGUGGCUACUUUGAAGAAUGUCAAAUGAAAAAUAUAUUUUAAAUUGUUUAACACUUUUUUGAUUACUACAUGAUUCCAUGUGUUAUUUCAUAGUGUUGAUGUCUUCACUAUUAUUAUACAAUGUAGAAAAUAGUAAGAAUAAAUAAAAACCCUGAAAUUAGUAGGUGUGUCCAAACUUUUGACUAGUACUGUAUGUAAAUGUGAUAUUUCUGUCAUUCGUUUUCAAUAAAUUUGCUAAAGUUUCUAAAACAUGUUUUUACAUUGUCAUUAUGGGGUAUGUGUGUAGCUGCGUGAGAGAGAAAAAACAUUAUUUAAAGCAUUUUGAAUUUAGGCUGUAACUACAAAAUGUGGAAUAAGUCAAGGGGUAUGGAUACUUUCUGAAGGCCCUGUAUAAACAGGGGCUUAAACCUUUGUAGAUUGCCUCAAAACAUGUACAGAUUCAGGUUAUGAAUGAAAAAUCUUGCAUAUUACAUGUUAGAUUAUUACUAUUUUGUCUUUCUUUUUGAGUGGCCUCUUUUUUAUUCAAAUGUGAAAUAAUGAAUCAAUCAUUACAUACAGUGCUUUGCGAAAGUAUUCUGCCCCCUUGAACUUUGCGACCUUUUGCCACAUUUCAGGCUUCAAACAUAAAGAUAUAAAACUGUAUUUUUUUGUGAAGAAUCAACAACAAGUGGGACACAAUCAUGAAGUGGAACAACAUUUAUUGGAUAUGUCAAACUUUUUUAACAAAUAAAAAACUGAAAAAUUGGGCGUGCAAAAUUAUUCAGCCCCCUUAAGUUAAUACUUUGUAGCGCCACCUUUUGCUGCGAUUACAGCUGUAAGUCGCUUGGGGUAUGUCUCUAUCAGUUUUGCACAUCGAGAGACUGAAAUUUUUUCCCAUUCCUCCUUGCAAAACAGCUCGAGCUCAGUGAGGUUGGAUGGAGAGCAUUUGUGAACAGCAGUUUUCAGUUCUUUCCACAGAUUCUCGAUUGGAUUCAGGUCUGGACUUUGACUUGGCCAUUCUAACACCUGGAUAUGUUUAUUUUUGAACCAUUCCAUUGUAGAUUUUGCUUUAUGUUUUGGAUCAUUGUCUUGUUGGAAGACAAAUCUCCGUCCCAGUCUCAGGUCUUUUGCAGACUCCAUCAGGUUUUCCAGAAUGGUCCUGUAUUUGGCUCCAUCCAUCUUCCCAUCAAUUUUAACCAUCUUCCCUGUCCCUGCUGAAGAAAAGCAGGCCCAAACCAUGAUGCUGCCACCACCAUGUUUGACAGUGGUUAUAGGUGUUCAGGGUUAUGAGCUGUGUUGCUUUUACGCCAAACAUAACGUUUUGCAUUGUUGCCAAAAAGUUCAAUUUUGGUUUCAUCUGACCAGAGCACCUUCUUCCACAUGUUUGGUGUGUCUCCCAGGUGGCUUGUGGCAAACUUUAAACGACACUUUUUAUGGAUAUCUUUAAGAAAUGGCUUUCUUCUUGCCACUCUUCCAUAAAGGCCAGAUUUGUGCAAUAUACGACUGAUUGUUGUCCUAUGGACAGAGUCUCCCACCUCAGCUGUAGAUCUCUGCAGUUCAUCCAGAGUGAUCAUGGGCCUCUUGGCUGCAUCUCUGAUCAGUCUUCUCCUUGUAUGAGCUGAAAGUUUAGAGGGAUGGCCAGGUCUUGGUAGAUUUGCAGUGGUCUGAUACUCCUUCCAUUUCAAUAUUAUCGCUUGCACAGUGCUACUUGGGAUGUUUAAAGCUUGGGAAAUCUUUUUGUAUCCAAAUCCGGCUUUAAACUUCUUCACAACAGUAUCUCGGACCUGCCUGGUGUGUUCCUUGUUCUUCAUGAUGCUCUCUGCGCUUUUAAUGGACCUCUGAGACUAUCACAGUGCAGGUGCAUUUAUACGGAGACUUGACUACACACAGGUGGAUUGUAUUUAUCAUCAUUAGUCAUUUAGGUCAACAUUGGAUCAUUCAGAGAUCCUCACUGAACUUCUGGAGAGAGUUUGCUGCACUGAAAGUAAAGGGGCUGAAUAAUUUUGCACCCCCAAUUUUUCAGUUUUUGAUUUGUUAAAAAAGAAAUAUCCAAUAAAUGUCGUUCCACUUCAUGAUUGUGUUCCACUUGUUGUUGAUUCUUCACAAAAAAAAUAGUUUUAUAUCUUUGUUUGAAGCCUGAAAUGUGGCAAAAGGUCACAAAGUUCAAUGGGGCCGAAUACUUUCGCAAAGCACUGUAUGUGCUGUUGCUGAUCGAUAUACAGGACAAGGCUUUCACGCAUUGAUCAAAUCAAACAAAAACAAUUUUGUUGUUGCUUCAUACUUAUGAUUUACAGUACCAGUCAAAAGUUUGGACACACCUACUCAUUCAAGAGGUUUUUGUUAUUUUUACUAUUUUCUACAUUGUGGAAGAAUAGUGAAAACAUCAAAACUAUGAAAUAACACAUAUGGAAUCAUGUAGUAACCAAGAGAGUUUCAAACUAAUCAAAAUACAGUUGAAGUUGGAAGUUUACAUAGAGUUAGGUUUGAGUCAUUAAAAUCUCUUAAGGAUUAGCCCCUUUUUUUCAAUGUUCACCUAAAAUGACAAAUCUAACUGCCUGUGGCUCAGAACCUGAAGCAUGGACAUGCAUAUUCCUGGUACCAUUUGAAAACAAACACUUGGAUGUUUAUGGAAAUGUGAAAGGGAUGUAGUAGAAUAUAACACAAUAGAUCUUGUAAAAGACAAUACAAAAGAAAAAAACUAACCGUUCUUUUGUAUUGUUUUGUACCAUCAUCUUUGAAAUGCAAGAGAAAGGCCAUAAUGUAUUAUUCCAGCCCAGGUGCAAUUUAGAUUUUGACCAGUAGAUGGCAUCAGUGCAUGUGAAAAGUUUGACUGAUCCAAUGAACCAUUUACUUUCUGUUCAAAAUGUUGUAUCAGGACUGCCCAAAUGGGACUAAUUUGUUUAUUAAAUAACUUUUCAUGUUCAAAAUUGUGCACUCCUCAAACAAUAGAAAGGUAUUUUUUCACUGUAACAGCUUGUGUAAAUUGGACAGUGCAGUUAGAUGAACAAGAAUUUAAGCUUUCUGACAAUAUCAGAUAUGUCUAUGUCCUGGGUCAUUUUCUUGUUACUUACAACCUCAUGCAAUCACAUUAGCCUACGUUAGCUCAACCGUCCCUGGGAAGGGACACCGAUCCCAAGAAAGUUAAUUAACACUCAUUUUUCAACCACUCCACAAAUUUCUUGUUAACAAACUAUAGUUUUGGCAAGUUGGUUAGGACAUCUACUUUGUGCAUGACAAGUAAUUUUUCGAACAAUUGUUUACAGACAGAUUAUUUCACUCAUAAUUCACUGUAUCACAAUUCCAGUGGGUCAGACGUUUACAUACACUAAGUUGACUGUUCCUUUAAACAGCUUGGACAAUUCUAGAAAAAGAUGCCAUGGCUUUAGCUUUUCUUAUAGGCUAUUUGACAUCAUUUGAGUCAAUUGGAGGUGUACCUGUGGAUGUAUUUCAUGGCCUACCUUCAAACUUAGUGCCUCUUUGCUUGACAUCAUGGGAAAAUAAAAAGAAAUCAGCCAAGACCUCGGAAAAAAAUUGUACAACUCCACAAGUCUGGUUCAUCCUUGGGAGUAAUGCUACCAAAUACUAAUUGAGUGUAUGUAAACUUCGGAUCCACUGGGAAUAUGAUGAAAUAAAUAAAACCUGAAAUAAAUCAUUCUCUCUACUAUUAUUCUGACAUUUCACAUUCAUUAAAUAAAGUGGUGAUCCUAACUGACUUAGGACUGGGAAUUCUUACUAGGAUUAAAUGUCAGGAAUUGUGAAAAACUGAGUUUUAAUGUAUUUGGCUAAGGUGUAUGUAAACUUCCAACUUCAACUUCAACUGUGUCUUCACUGCAUAUUUUAGAUUCUUCAAAGUGGCCACCCUUUGCCUUCAUGAAAGCUUUGCACACUCUUGGCAUUCUCUCAACCAGCUUCAUGAGGAAUGCUUUUCCAUCAGUCUUGAAGGAGUUCCCACAUAUGCUGAGCACUUGUUGGCUGCUUUUCCUUCACUGCAGUCCAACUCAUCCUAAACCAUCUCAACUGGGUUGAGGUCGGGUGUUGUGGAGGCCAGCUCAUCUGAUACAGCACUCCAUCACUCUCCUUGGUCAAAUAGCCCUUACAUAGCCCGGAGAUGUGUUUCUGGUCAUUGUCCAAAUGAUAGUCCCACGAAGUGCAAACCAGGUGGGAUGCCGUAUCGCCGCAGAAUGCUGUGGUAGCCAUGCUGGUUAAGUGUGCCUUGAAUUCUAAAUCAAUCACUGACAGUGCCACCAGAAAAGCAUCCCCACACCAUCACACCUCCUCCUCCAUGCUACACGGUGGGAACCACACAUGCAGAGAUCAUCUGUUCAUCUACUCUGCGUCUCACAAAGACACAGCGGUUGGAACUAAAAAUCGCAAAUUUGGACUCAUCAGACCAAAUGACAGAUUUCCACCAGUCUAAUGUCCACUGCUCAUGUUUCUCGGCCCAAGCAACUCUCUUCUUCUUAUUGGUGUCCUUUAGUAGUGGUUUCUUUGCAGCAAAUCGACCAUGAAGGCCUGAUUCACUCAGUCUCCCCUGAACAGUUGCUGUUGAGAUGUGUCUGCUACUUGAACUCUGUGAAGCAUUUAUUUGGGCUGCAAUCUGAGGUGCAGUUAACUCUAAUGAACGUAUCCUUUGCAACAGAGGUCCUCAUGAGAGCCAGUUUCAUCAUAGCGCUGGAUGGUUUUUGCGACUUGAAGAAACUUUCAAAGUUCUUGAAAUGUUCUAGAUUGACUUUCUCUUGUUUUAUUACCAAAUAGGACUAUCUUCUGUAUGCCACCCCUACCUUGUCACAACAAGGCUCAAACGCAUUAAGAAGGAAAUAAAUUCCACAAAUUAACUUUUAACAAGGCACACCUGUUAAUUGAAAUGCAUUCCAGGUGACUACCUCAUUAAGCUGGCUGAGAGAAUGCCAAGAGUGUGCAAAGCUGUAAUCAAGGCAGUGUGGCUAUUUUGAAGAAUCUCAAAUAUAUUUUGAUUUGUUUAACACUUUUUUGGUUACUACAUGAUUCCAUAUGUGUUAUUUAAUAGUUUUGAUGCCUUCACUAUUAUUCUACAAUGUAUAAAAUAAGAAAAAUUAAGAAAAAUCCUGGAAGGAGUACGUGUGUCCAAACCUUUGACUGGUACUGUAUAUACUAUACCAAGACCAACCUAACAAACAAAAUUAAAUGUAUUUCAACAUAAGUUGUAGAUUGAUCUGAGAAAUAUGCCUUGGGUUACAAUAGUAAACACUGUACUAUUUACAAUUACAAAGAAGUGGAUUCUACAGAAAAUUAUCUCAAUGUGCAAUAUAACAUUCAUCUAGUUUCAUUAUGCAUUUCUCUAAGGUUUAGUGAUAUCAUAGAUGGAAUUAUUUAGGGUUACGUCAUCUAUUUUGAAUGAAUCCCCCAUUGCACUGAGACCAAAGACGCAUCACAAUGUUUAUUUUGUCUGCAUGCUAAAAUAUUCUCUACCCUGUACCGUGAGAGCUUCUCUGGGUCCCAAUGUUCCCAAUCUCUCACUCCACUCCCCACCAGCCAAAUGAUAUCCCACCACUUAACGUUGAACGAAACCACUGCAUCUCCUAUGGCAGUCACCACUUUGAACACACCACCCCAGACCUAUAUUCACUCAGACAAACACAUAGAGACACACGUAGAUACACGCAGAGAAACGCGCACGCACACACACGUAGACACAUGCAGAGAAAUGCACACACACACACACACACACACACACACACACACACACACACACACACACACACACACACACACACACACACACACACACACACACACACACACACACACACACACACACACACACACUCCAGAACUCAACCCCUGCUUUAUUCAUAACUAGUCCAAUCUACAGAGGUUGAGUGACUGAGCACAGCGACCCACUACUCCACUCUACUGAACAUUACUGUAGGACCCAAGGGCUUUCAAGCCUCCUGCACAAGAGAGCCCUUUCAUGACGCCCUAUAAUAUCAGAUUAUUUUCCAAAAUGGUGUUAAAGAGCAGAUGGGACGGAGUAUUUGGUGACAACCCCAAAAUGGCUUUUCCAUGCCUACAGACAUCUUCAUCUAAGUCACACAUGUUACCCUAUUCUCUACAUAGUACACUAUAUAGGGAAAAGGUUGUCAUUCAGUAGGCCUGAGCGUUCAGUCUAUGUUACACAGAGUGAUUGCAACACUUUCAAACUAGCUGGUCUGUGAUAAGAAAGCUAUUUGUGUUUAUCCAGUAAUCACUUGCAUCACUAAUCUCACACUGAUUGCUUUCACCCAACUUGCUCUUGACAUGCUUUUUUAGAUUGAGAAAAGCAACAUUGUGCUGUUGUUGAGAUAGGGUGCACUGUACUGCAGAGUGCUGUUACUCUUUUUUCCAGACAAAUGAGGUGAAACGAACGAUGUAACUCAACAGUGAUUGCCUGAUCUAAAAAUAGAGGGCAGAGGAUUCAAAUUUCUUCUAAACUAUUACCCUAUGUUUUGUUCCGAUCUGAUUGGAGAAUUCUUUAGGAAACGAUGACUUAGACAUUAGAGCCUAAAAAAAAUAAUCACACAAUACCCUAGCAGCCUGUCAUUUCUGUAACUACUGUCAUUUUGAUUGCAUUUUAAAUAAUAAAGUUCUUUAAAUCACA